AUGCAAGAUAAAGAGACUGCGACUUUGAAUAAUUUACUAUUCUAUCUUAUCUUCUUGUUUUACUGGAUCUCCUUUUUUCUCCUUUUAGCCGACGCAAUAUCGUGUUACUCAUGCAACUCGGUGAAUGGCAGCAACCAGCCAUGCGAGGACCCUAUGGACGGCUCGGUGGGCGUGGAGAAGCCCUGCAUGCAGGGGAUCUCGGACCAUAAAGGUCUUUUCUUCGCGCGAUUCUGCUUGAAAAUCAAAGGCCGGCGGCAAUCCGAUGGUCAGUUGUUGGUGAUGCGACGAUGCUCCAUGGAGAAAUUGGCCGACAUCAUGACACACUGCGGCGAGUUCAAGUUGAACGAGGAUCUCUACUCGGGCUGCAUAGCCACUUGCAACAAGGACUGGUGCAAUGCCGCACCUCCGACCUCUUCACCGACGGCCCGAGGAAUGGUACCAUUGGCUCUGGCCUCGCUGGCCUUCCACUUUGUUGCUUAG
This is a messenger RNA of Protopolystoma xenopodis, 480 nucleotides long. NCBI's taxonomy places the organism in Eukaryota, Metazoa, Platyhelminthes, Monogenea, Polystomatidea, Polystomatidae. The record is from the annotation of a GenBank genome assembly.